AAUAAGCGGAGCGAAUGGAGGAGGAGGAGGAGGAGGAAGGGCCCCUUUGGGUGACUGGGUGAAGUUAGUCGGAAACUUUGCUCUUUGGGAGGAAAAAAAGGGGGGAGGGGGUUGCGUCGGAUUGCAGCGUGAGAAAGUCCAGACUUGAGAAGCCAGGCGGUAGACGCCACGCCCUCCCCACAGGAAAGCACCAUGGCCCACAAAGGAUGUCUCAGCGUCACUAAGUACUUCCUGUUCCUCUUCAACCUCUUCUUCUUUAUUCUUGGAAGCCUCCUCUUCGGCUUUGGUCUGUGGAUACUUUUUGACCGGAGUAGUUUUGCAUCCACCCUAGGGUCAUCAGUUUUUGCCUUGAAGAUCUGGUCCUAUAUUUUCGCCGGAGUUGGCAUCCUCACAAUGCUCCUGGGAUUCCUGGGGUGCCUGGGCUCCCUCAAAGAAAUCAAGUGUAUGCUGGGAUUUUACUUUGCCUUCCUGUUUCUCCUCUUCGUUGCCCAAGUCACCAUCGUAAUAGUGGUAUACACACAGCGCGAAACGAUCCAGGCGACUGUCAGAGACUGUGCUGGCGACAUAAUUCAGAAUUACAAGUUGAAUGGGUCACUCACAGAUAGGGAGGAGAGCUGGGAUGUCAUUCAGGAGCAGUUCCGCUGCUGUGGUUGGAAUUCCUAUACAGACUGGGAAGGGAACCAGGCUGUGGCCGCCAAUGGCUCUUCCUUCUACCCUUGCUCCUGCCGAGACACGUCGCAGGCUGGCCAGCCACUUGCUAACAACACAGAGACCCCCAAGUCUCCAGAGCGCACCAAAGGUUUCUGUGUUUCCCAGGGAGAGUGGCCUGUCUACAAAGAGGGCUGCAUGGCCAGCAUCCAGAACUGGCUAGCCAACAACAUAAUCACCAUUGUGGGACUCUGUCUUGGAAUUGCUCUCAUAGAGCUCUUCCUGAUGACGCUAUCGAUGUUUCUGUGUAAGACCAUCGGGCCCAACUACGACAAGCUUGCCCGCUAUUCCUAGGAGACGCCUCUCCGCUUCCUGGAUCCCUCAUCUUUUGAGGGCUGCCUCAGAAGUCUCUUCUUCAAAUUCAAACAUUUUGUCACAGGGGCUUAACGCGGGGCUGCGAGGCCCCUCGAAUGGGUUUCCCUGCCUGGUCAUAUUUCCAUCCUGGUACAAAGUGAGUUUCAAUUCUAACCUCAUCUUGGUCAACGAAACUUAAACCUUUGAGGACUGCCGGCCCCAAGGAGAAACGGAGCGUCUCCCAAUCUCUUCAUACAGCAACAUAAGACGCCGCCGGAUUCACCAGCAAAACCCUUUCCCCUCCAUAACGUACCGUUUCCGAAGUCAAUGCUGUUUCCCAUUUGAACGUUCUCCUGAGGCGGAGCCAGUUUCAGCGUGGAGAAAACUUGUCUGUUUUAGCUGCUGGUACCUGAUGGUUUACCCGACUUAAACUGGGAAGCAACUGAGUGGAAUGUCUCAAAGCAAUAUAAAUGUACGAGUAUUUUAAAAUGUUUGGGGUCAGUCAGAUCAGCGUUGUCUAUUGACUCCCGUAGUCUUUUGACCAAUAACCUACUAUGACUAUUCCCCGUCUCUGUCAAGCUGGAGCCUGUAACCUUCCUUACGUUUGUUUUGGUAUUGAGAUGAAUCUGAUUUUAAAACUAGAUUUUAACUAGGCGAUAUUCCAUUGAGAGGUAGUAAAACACAGCGGCGAGCCUUGCUUUUGAAUGGGCAAAUAGGGACCAGAGCCUGUUCACUGUGCCUCUGCCCCCCAAACCCCGAUAUCUGUGUUGUGCUUUAAAGGUUUACCCAAAGUCUUGCAAAUGUAUCCCAAUCUGGGGCAAGUACAUUGUGAGCAUCUUCCCUAAACACCACAACAACGCAUGACGUCUCGACCUUAGCCUGACUUGACCCGCACCUGUAAAAAAAUGCUGUUAGUGCCCCGACCCAAAUUUGGCCGUCUUCCUUACACCCUUCUUUAAACGUUCCUCGCGCCAAGAUUAGUUUUUGCCUCCCCAAUUCUUCCUCUCUCUUUUUUUCCUUUUGUAAUUACUGUUGUACGUAGGAAGGUUGUUGGGAUUUCUCGCAAAACAAAAAAAGCUUUCCAUCGUGUUUUUGUUCUGUCAUAGCCCUUUGCCUCCAUGCACACACCCUCUCGCAGCUCCUUGUGCGUGAAGGAACCUCCAGGGCAUACAGUCGGCCGCAAUGCAACCAAAGGUGUCUGCCUGUUGUUCUACAGCAGGAGUGGAGAACCACCCACAUUCCCCAGACAUCAGACUGUGAACUGGACAAUAGAGGGGGAAGUCUUUGCUCGUGCCGGCUGUGCGCGGAGCGAUGCUUUCGGAGACACUCUGAUGGGGCCAGGUACUCAUAUCUGGUUCUUGGUCAUUUGUGUGGCCUACCUCUGCUCAGUUCCAAGCUGCAGUGAACAAUUGCUUGACAGGUUUCCAUCCUCCAUCUCUGAUAACCAGUAUCCACACUGGCCUCUUCCACACAGGCGGAAUAAUGCACUUUCAAUCCACUUUCACAACGGUUUGCAAGUGGAUUUGGCUAUUCCGCACAGUAAAAUCCAGCUGAAAAGUGCGUUGAAAAUGCCUUGUUCUGCAUGUGCGGAAGGGGCCACCGUGGCAGAUGCCCCCACUUGUACAAGUUAGACAUGUUCGAAUGGAUGCCUAUCAUCUCGAAUGCUUGAGAUGGUGGAACUGUUAAGGGACACCACAGGAUGGGGGUAGAAUGGGGUAUAUAUAGCAUUUCACCCUUCUCUUUAGCUAAUUUGUUAUUUUAACAGUAUUCUGAUAUUUUUUUUUUUUGGUAAUGUAGCCUUCAUUUGUAAAUAAAAAAAUAGUUCCACAAUUAA
Sphaerodactylus townsendi is the source of this 2836-nucleotide messenger RNA. It is a transcript of the gene CD37, whose product is annotated as CD37 molecule. The record is from RefSeq and is a predicted model, not a curated record. The coding region runs from base 193 to 1002 and encodes 269 amino acids. The transcript is spliced from 9 exons. Gene Ontology annotation, cellular component: membrane. NCBI's taxonomy places the organism in Eukaryota, Metazoa, Chordata, Lepidosauria, Squamata, Sphaerodactylidae.